Dendrobium catenatum is the source of this 1309-nucleotide messenger RNA. Its product is annotated as THO complex subunit 3. Bases 136 to 1080 code for a protein of 314 amino acids. Gene Ontology annotation, molecular function: protein binding. Lineage: Eukaryota; Viridiplantae; Streptophyta; Magnoliopsida; Asparagales; Orchidaceae. The record is from RefSeq and is a predicted model, not a curated record. The transcript has 11 exons. Gene Ontology annotation, biological process: mRNA export from nucleus. Gene Ontology annotation, cellular component: THO complex part of transcription export complex.
AAUGCGCCUGUAACGAAUCGUGAAUUAGGAGAGACAUAAUAGAGACAGAUCGCGAGAAGCAGAAAUGUUGCGGCGCUGAGCCUAAGCAGUGAUUAUUAAGUUACCGUCUAACGCUCGCGGUCCAGGCUCUUGGCCAUGGAAGAAACAGCCGUUAAUUUCAAAAAUCUUGGUAUAAGAGAGUUCCAGGGCCACAAGAAGAAGGUGCAUUCUGUGGCUUGGAACUGCUCCGGCACGAAGCUAGCCUCGGGCUCUGUGGAUCACACUGCACGUGUUUGGAAUAUCGAUGCUCAUGGCCAUGGGAAAGUCAAAGAUAUUGAACUGAAAGGGCACACAGAUAGUGUCGAUCAACUUUGUUGGGACCCCAAGCAUGCUGACUUACUUGCGACUGCAGCAGGGGAUAAAACAGUUCGUCUUUGGGAUGCUCGUAGUGGAAAAUGCUCUCAACAGGUUGAACUAAGUGGAGAAAACAUCAAUAUUACAUACAAACCUGAUGGGACACACUUGGCUGUUGGAAACAAGGAGGAUGAACUAACAAUAUUGGAUGUUAGGAAGUUUAAGCCAAUACACAGGCGCAAGUUCAAUUAUGAGGUAAAUGAGAUCGCAUGGAAUACAACUGGAGAGCUAUUCUUUCUUACCACCGGAAAUGGCACUGUUGAAGUGCUUGCCUAUCCAUCUUUGAUUAUUCUUCACACCUUAGUGGCUCACACGGCUGGCUGCUAUUGCAUUGCCAUUGACCCAGUUGGAAGAUACUUUGCCGUUGGAAGUGCUGAUUCUUUGGUUGGCCUGUGGGACAUAUCAGAAAUGCUGUGUGUACGAACAUUCACAAAACUUGAGUGGCCUGUGAGAACCAUCAGCUUCAACUACACAGGAGAAUUUAUUGCUUCUGCCAGUGAGGAUCCAUUCAUUGAUAUUUCAAAUGUGCAGACUGGGCGAUCUGUUCAUCAGAUUCCAUGCAAGGCUGCAAUGAACAGUGUGGAGUGGAACCCGAAGCACAACUUGCUUGCUUAUGCAGGAGAUGAUAAGAAUAAAUAUCAGGCUGAUGAAGGUGUCUUCCGCAUAUUUGGUUUUGAGAGUACUUGACUUGGUAGGUAGAACUGGAGCUUCUGCCAUGCAAUUCUUUUUGCCUGUGUCCGGAUCUGUUAUAAUGGUUCUGUUUUAUGAGAUAAAGAGUCUUUUGUAAAUUUUGAACAUGCAGAUAUUUAGCUGUAGGUAAUUUAUAUUCCUUUUGUAUGAAUACAUAAAGAAUUCAAGCAUAUUUAUGCAUUUUGGUUAAAUUUAAAUGAUUAUGGAUCUCUUAGCUGUUUGAGCA